AUGGAGCCAGUCAAAAUUAUGUUCUUCAUUCCGCUUCUGCUGGUAGGCAUACUGAUCCCUGCCAUCCAGACCAAGGAAGUUACAAAACCUGAGCUGUGCAAGGUGCUGAAAGUGCUGGAUGGCUAUCAAGGUCUCACUUUGCCAGAAUGGAUCUGUAUAAUAUUUCAUAUGAGUGGUUGCGAUACCCAAACCAUAGUUAAAUACAAUGGCAACACAGCAUAUGGACUUUUCCAGAUCAAUAACAAAUUUUGGUGCAGGGACGACCAGUUUCCUCAGUCAAGGAACAUCUGCAACAUCUCCUGUGACAAGUUCCUGGAUGAUGACUUUACUGAUGACAUAAUGUGUGUCAAGAAGAUCCUGGAUAGUGAAGGAGUUGGUUACUGGCCAGCUUAUAAACCUCUGUGUUCUGAAAAACUGGAACAAUGGCGCUGCGAGGAGUCAUGA
Molecule: messenger RNA, 444 nt
Organism: Chrysochloris asiatica (Cape golden mole)
Lineage: Eukaryota; Metazoa; Chordata; Mammalia; Afrosoricida; Chrysochloridae
Gene: LALBA
Product: lactalbumin, alpha-
Exons: 4
Coding region: 1-444 (147 amino acids)
Biological process (GO): lactose biosynthetic process
Molecular function (GO): lactose synthase activity; calcium ion binding
Source: RefSeq, a predicted model, not a curated record